UCCCAAUUGAUCAUAAAUCAUCACACAACAGCAAUCAAAAAACACUUAGUUUCUUUUUAUUAAAAAAAAUAAAAAAAUCAUGGCUGCUUCUACAAUGGCUCUUUCCUCCCCUACCUUUGCUGGAAAGGCAGUAAAACUCUCACCAUCUUCUUCUGAAAUUACUGGAAAUGGAAGAUUCACCAUGAGGAAGACUGCUGGCAAGGCUAAGCCUGUCUCUUCUGGUAGCCCAUGGUACGGUCCUGACCGUGUCAAGUACUUGGGCCCAUUCUCUGGUGAAUCCCCAAGCUAUUUGACUGGUGAAUUUCCUGGUGACUAUGGAUGGGAUACUGCUGGACUUUCAGCUGAUCCAGAAACUUUUGCCAAGAACCGUGAAUUGGAGGUAAUCCAUUGUAGAUGGGCCAUGCUUGGAGCUCUUGGAUGUGUCUUCCCUGAGCUUUUAGCCCGUAAUGGUGUUAAGUUUGGUGAAGCUGUAUGGUUCAAGGCUGGAUCACAAAUUUUCAGUGAGGGUGGACUUGACUACUUGGGAAACCCAAGUUUGGUCCAUGCACAAAGCAUUUUGGCUAUUUGGGCUUGUCAAGUUGUGUUGAUGGGAGCUGUUGAAGGUUACCGUAUUGCUGGUGGACCUCUUGGUGAGGUUGUUGACCCACUUUAUCCUGGUGGUAGCUUUGACCCAUUGGGCCUUGCUGAUGACCCAGAGGCUUUUGCUGAGCUCAAGGUGAAAGAAAUCAAGAACGGUAGACUUGCUAUGUUCUCCAUGUUUGGAUUCUUCGUCCAAGCUAUCGUCACCGGAAAGGGUCCAUUGGAGAACCUUGCCGAUCACCUUGCUGACCCAGUUAACAACAACGCAUGGGCCUUUGCCACAAACUUUGUUCCUGGAAAGUGAGCUUAACAAAAUGUUGAUCUCCAAUUAGUGUGAGAUUAUGAGCUUUUUAGGUUGUGAGAGAUGAAUCUAUACAAGGGCGUCAGUUUUUUAAAGCAUUCUGGGUUAUGGGUUCAGUACAAGAUUAUUGUAAUGUGGUGUAAAUUGGUUUGGAUUAAUUAAUGAAGAACAAGUUAAUCUUUUUCAUA
Messenger RNA from Solanum dulcamara, 1068 nucleotides. RefSeq names its product chlorophyll a-b binding protein 3C, chloroplastic-like. NCBI's taxonomy places the organism in Eukaryota, Viridiplantae, Streptophyta, Magnoliopsida, Solanales, Solanaceae. Gene Ontology annotation, biological process: photosynthesis, light harvesting in photosystem I; response to light stimulus. The transcript has a single exon. Gene Ontology annotation, cellular component: chloroplast envelope; chloroplast thylakoid membrane; plastoglobule. Bases 80 to 883 code for a protein of 267 amino acids. The record is from RefSeq and is a predicted model, not a curated record.